This is a messenger RNA of Aegilops tauschii subsp. strangulata, 456 nucleotides long. Lineage: Eukaryota; Viridiplantae; Streptophyta; Magnoliopsida; Poales; Poaceae. The record is from RefSeq and is a predicted model, not a curated record.
AUGGGAUUGUUCGAGGCGCUUGUGGGAACUGAUCAUUGCACCUUCAAUUCCACUCAGAAAGCUUUCGGUUCUGAUGAUUUCAGGAAGAUUCCCAAUGGCGUAAAUGGUAUUGAAGAAAGGAUGCAUAUAAUUUGGGAUAGCAUGGUGGAGACCGGCAAGAUCACAGUCACCGAUUAUGUGAGAGUGACAAGCACAGAAUGUGCCAAGAUCUUCAACAUAUACCCUCGCAAAGGAGCAAUCCUCGAGGGAUCUGAUGCAGACAUCAUCAUCCUGAACCCCAAGAGGAGCUUCGCGAUGGGCACGCGCACACACCAUUCGAGGUCCGACACGAACGUGUACGAGGGCAGAAAAGGAAAGGGAAUGGUAGAGGUGACCAUCUCAAGAGGGCGAGUGGUGUGGGAGGAUGGCUUGAACAAAGGAAACUGUGUUUUGUCAUUGCAAAUGGAAGCUGGCUAA